Molecule: messenger RNA, 5676 nt
Organism: Leptosomus discolor (cuckoo roller)
Lineage: Eukaryota; Metazoa; Chordata; Aves; Leptosomiformes; Leptosomidae
Source: RefSeq, a predicted model, not a curated record
AGAAAACACCAACAAGAAGGAUAACUUGAAACACUCUUGACCCCUUCACUUUCGAUUUCUUGACUGCACUACAAGCAACCAGAAUGUCGGGGGCUUCAGUGAAGGUGGCUGUUCGGGUCCGGCCCUUCAAUUCCCGAGAAACCAGCAAAGAAUCCAAAUGUAUCAUCCAGAUGCAAGGCAAUUCAACCAGUAUUAUCAACCCAAAGAAUCCUAAGGAAGCACCAAAGUCCUUCAGCUUUGACUACUCUUAUUGGUCCCACACAUCGCCUGAAGAUCCCUGCUUUGCAUCUCAGAGCCGUGUGUACAAUGAUAUUGGGAAGGAGAUGUUGCUGCAUGCCUUUGAGGGCUACAAUGUUUGCAUUUUUGCCUAUGGACAGACUGGAGCUGGGAAAUCCUACACGAUGAUGGGCAAGCAGGAGGAGAGCCAAGCAGGCAUAAUCCCCCAGCUAUGUGAAGAACUGUUUGAGAAGAUCAAUGACAACAGCAAUGAAGAAAUGUCGUAUUCUGUAGAGGUGAGUUACAUGGAGAUUUACUGUGAGAGAGUCAGAGACUUGUUGAACCCGAAGAACAAAGGGAAUUUACGGGUGCGAGAACAUCCUCUGCUUGGACCAUAUGUGGAAGAUCUGUCCAAAUUAGCAGUCACAUCUUACACAGACAUUGCAGACCUCAUGGAUGCUGGCAACAAAGCCAGGACUGUGGCAGCUACCAACAUGAAUGAAACCAGCAGCCGCUCUCAUGCUGUGUUUACGAUUGUCUUUACUCAGAAGAAACAUGACACAGAAACUGAUCUUUCCACAGAGAAGGUCAGCAAGAUUAGCCUUGUGGAUCUAGCUGGGAGUGAGCGAGCUGAUUCAACUGGUGCCAAAGGAACCCGAUUGAAGGAAGGAGCAAAUAUAAACAAGUCUCUCACAACUCUGGGCAAAGUUAUUUCAGCAUUGGCCGAAGUGAGUAAAAAAAAGAAGAAGACAGACUUUAUACCGUACAGGGAUUCUGUACUAACAUGGCUUCUUCGAGAAAAUUUAGGUGGUAACUCCAGAACUGCAAUGGUUGCUGCUUUGAGUCCAGCAGACAUAAACUACGAUGAAACUUUGAGCACUUUAAGAUACGCUGAUCGUGCAAAGCAGAUUAAAUGCAAUGCUGUUAUCAAUGAAGAUCCCAAUGCCAAGCUGGUGCGUGAGCUGAAGGAGGAGGUGACAAGGCUUAAGGAUCUCCUACGUGCCCAAGGACUGGGAGAUAUUAUUGACACCUCCAUGGGGUCCCUCACUGCAUCUCCAUCCUCCUGCUCUCUCAGUAGUCAGGUGGGCUUAACAUCUGUGUCCAGUAUACAGGAAAGAAUCAUGUCAACACCUGGAGGAGAAGAGGCAAUUGAGCGUUUGAAGGAAUCUGAGAAGAUCAUUGCAGAGCUGAAUGAAACGUGGGAAGAGAAGCUGAGGAAAACUGAGGCCAUUAGGAUGGAAAGGGAGGCAUUGUUGGCAGAAAUGGGAGUUGCCAUUCGGGAAGAUGGAGGAACACUGGGAGUCUUCUCACCCAAAAAGACUCCUCAUCUUGUAAACCUUAAUGAAGAUCCACUCAUGUCUGAAUGUCUGCUUUACUACAUCAAAGAUGGUAUUACUAGGGUUGGCCAAGCUGAUGCUGAGCGAAGGCAAGACAUUGUAUUGAGUGGGGCUCAUAUCAAAGAAGAGCACUGUAUCUUUCGAAGUGAGAGGAACAACAAUGGUGAAGUUAUUGUUACCUUAGAGCCUUGUGAACGGUCAGAAACCUAUGUUAAUGGCAAGAGGGUUGUGCAGCCAGUGCAGUUGCGUUCAGGAAAUCGUAUCAUUAUGGGUAAAAAUCAUGUCUUCAGAUUCAACCAUCCAGAGCAAGCACGAGCAGAAAGAGAGAAAACACCGUCAGCUGAGACUCCCUCUGAGCCAGUUGACUGGACAUUUGCUCAGAGGGAGCUUCUGGAGAAGCAGGGCAUUGACAUGAAGCAGGAGAUGGAGAAAAGAUUACAAGAAAUGGAGAUUUUGUAUAAGAAAGAGAAGGAGGAAGCUGAUCUCUUGUUGGAGCAGCAAAGGCUGGACUAUGAGAGUAAGCUGCAGGCGUUACAGAAGCAGGUAGAGACAAGAUCCUUGGCAGCUGAAACAACAGAGGAGGAGGAAGAAGAAGAAGAAGAAGAAGUGCCCUGGACACGACAUGAGUAUGAACUUGCACAAUGGGCUUUCAGGAAGUGGAAAUUUCACCAGUUUACUUCACUGAGGGACCAACUCUGGGGGAAUGCAGUAUAUCUGAAAGAAGCCAAUGCAAUCAGUGUAGAGUUAAAGAAGAAGGUCCAGUUUCAAUUUGUCCUGCUGACAGACACCCUCUACUCACCACUGCCACCAGAGCUUUUGCCCACUGAGUUGGAGAAGACCCGGGACAAUAGGCCUUUCCCCCGUACAGUGGUGGCUGUGGAAGUCCAGGAUCUGAAGAAUGGAGCAACGCAUUACUGGUCCUUAGAAAAACUCAAGCAGAGGUUGGACCUGAUGCGUGAGAUGUAUGAUAGAGCUGGGGAAAUGGCAUCUAAUACCCAGGACGAGGGUGAAAGCACAAUGACAGGCAGUGACCCCUUUUAUGAUCGCUUUCAUUGGUUCAAGCUUGUUGGAAGCUCCCCCAUAUUCCAUGGCUGCGUGAAUGAGCGUCUUGCUGAUCGCACGCCCUCCCCCACUUUCUCCACGGCUGACUCCGACAUCACUGAACUGGCUGAUGAACAGCAGGAUGAGAUGGAGGACUUUGAUGAUGAGGCCUUUGUGGAUGAUACUGGCUCCGACGUUGGAACUGAGGAGGGAUCGGACCUCUUCAAUGAUGGGCGCGACCCGUUUUACGACCGAUCCCCUUGGUUCAUUUUAGUGGGAAGAGCAUUUGUAUACCUGAGCAAUCUGCUGUACCCAGUGCCUCUUAUUCACAGAGUAGCUGUUGUUAGCGAGAAAGGAGAAGUACGAGGAUUUCUGCGAGUAGCAGUGCAAGCUAUAGCAGCUGAUGAAGAAGCCCCAGAUUACGGAUCUGGUAUUCGACAGUCUGGCACAGCUAAAAUUUCAUUCGACAAUGAAUAUUUUGAUAAGAGUGAUUUUUCUUCGGUUGCAAUGACUCGCUCUGGACUGUCAUUGGAAGAAUUAAGAAUUGUGGAGGGGCAAGGACAGAAUACAGAGGUUACCACUCCUCCAGAGGAGAUCAACAGAAUGAAUGAGCUGGACUUGAAGUCAGCCACUUUGGAUGGAAAGAUGACUAUGGAAGGAUUCACUGAGGAAAUUGGUGAUCACUUGAAGCUGGGUAGCGUGUUUACCUUCCGUGUGACAGUGCUACAGGCCAGCGGCAUCCUUCCUGAAUAUGCAGAUAUUUUCUGCCAAUUCAACUUUUUACAUCGGCAUGAUGAGGCUUUCUCAACAGAACCCCUCAAAAACAAUGGUCGGGGGACUCCCCUUGGGUUUUACCAUGUUCAAAAUAUUGCUGUGGAAGUGACGGAAUCAUUCGUGGAGUACAUCAAAACAAAGCCUAUUGUGUUUGAAGUCUUUGGACAUUAUCAGCAGCAUCCUCUCCAUCUGCAAGGACAGGAUCUCAACAGCCCUCCACAGCCUUCCCGAAGAUUCUUUCCUCCCCCUAUGCCACUCUCAAAGCCAGUGCCAGCUACAAAGCUAAAUACUAUGAGCAAACCCAGCUUGGGCCAGAGCGUGAGCAAAUACGACCUCCUUGUGUGGUUUGAGAUCAGUGAAUUGGAGCCAACAGGGGAGUAUAUUCCUGCUAUUGUGGACCACACUGGAGGCCUGCCCUGUCAGGGGACGUUCCUGCUUCACCAGGGAAUCCAGCGUAGAAUCACAGUCACCAUUAUCCAUGAGAAGGGCAGUGAGUUGCACUGGAAGGAUGUGCGAGAGCUGGUGGUUGGGCGUAUAAGAAACAAAGCAGAGGUAGAUGAAGCUGCUGUGGAUGCUAUUCUGUCUUUGAAUAUUAUCUCUGCAAAAUACCUGAAGUCUUCACACAGCUCCAAUAGGACUUUCUAUCGGUUUGAAGCAGUUUGGGAUAGCUCCUUGCAUAACUCACUUCUCCUCAAUCGAGUGACACCAUAUGGAGAGAAGAUCUAUAUGACCCUUUCUGCUUACCUGGAGCUUGACCACUGCAUCCAGCCUGCUGUGAUAACGAAGGAUGUUUGUAUGGUCUUUUACUCACGAGAUGCCAAGAUCUCCCCACCACGAUCACUACGCAAUCUCUUUGGCAGUGGCUACUCUAAAUCUCCAGAUUCCAAUCGAGUAACUGGGAUCUAUGAACUAAGUUUAUGCAAAAUGGCAGAUACAGGAAGUCCAGGAAUGCAGAGGAGGAGGAGGAAAGUCCUGGAUACUUCUGUGGCAUAUGUGCGAGGAGAAGAGAACCUGGCAGGUUGGAGGCCCAGGGGUGACAGCCUCAUUCUAGAGCAUCAGUGGGAAUUGGAGAAACUGGAGCUGCUGCAUGAGGUGGAAAAAACCCGACAUUUCCUUCUGCUUCGUGAAAAGCUUGGUGACAGCAUCCCCAAGUCCCUGAGUGACUCGUUGUCUCCCAGUCUGAGCAGUGGAACCCUCAGUACCUCCACCAGCAUUUCCUCGCAGAUUUCGACUACAACAUUUGAGAGUGCUGUGACGCCCAGUGAGAGCAGUGGCUAUGACUCAGCAGAUAUAGAGAGCCUGGUGGAUCGGGAGAAAGAGCUGGCCACUAAGUGUCUGCAGCUUCUUACUCACACUUUCAAUCGGGAAUUUAACCAGGUGUACAACAGCAUCAGUGAUUGUAAGUUGUCGGAUAUUUCUCCAAUUGGGCGGGACCCAUCAGUGUCGAGUUUCAGCAGUGCUACCCUCACUCCUUCAUCUACCUGCCCGUCUCUGGUGGAUUCAAGAUGCAAUUCAAUUGAUCAGAAGACACCAGAAGCAAAUUCUCGUGCCUCCAGUCCCUGUCAAGAGGUGGAACAGUUCCAGCUAAUUCCUGCAGUAGAAACUUCCUAUCUUGCCAGAGCUGGAAAGAAUGAAUUCCUAAACCUCGUUCCUGAUAUUGAGGAAAUCAGACCAGGCUCUGUGGUUUCAAAGAAAGGAUACCUCCACUUCAAGGAGCCACUUUCCAGCUCCUGGGCCAAGCACUUUGUGGUGGUUCGCCGUCCCUACGUUUUUAUUUACAACAGUGACAAAGAUCCUGUAGAAAGAGGAAUCAUAAACUUAUCCACAGCUCAGGUGGAAUACAGUGAGGAUCAACAGGCAAUGGUAAAGACACCCAACACGUUUGGCGUAUGCACAAAGCAUCGUGGGGUCCUGCUCCAGGCCAUCAAUGACAAGGACAUGAAUGACUGGUUAUACGCCUUCAACCCUCUCCUUGCUGGCACAAUACGGUCAAAACUGGCUCGAAGACGCACGGGCCAGCUGAAGUACUGAGUCCAUGUAAUGUUCUCAUCUGUUCUCCCUAACUCACCUUCUGAUAGAUAAAGUGUUACCUCUCAUUUUCUCAUUGUGAUUCUUGACGGUUUCUCUUGUAUGUAAUCCUGUGGCUUAACAUCCCCUACCUUCCCGACUCCUUCAGCACAUUUUCUAGGUAUUCUAACCCUACCUUGUUUCUUUUCACUUGUCCGAGAAUCGUACUAGUAGCAUGUGGCCAAACAAAAAGAGAAAGAAAAAAAAAAAUCAAAAAAAUUGAGUGAUUAUGCACGACUCU